Molecule: messenger RNA, 327 nt
Organism: Yamadazyma jaroonii
Lineage: Eukaryota; Fungi; Ascomycota; Pichiomycetes; Serinales; Debaryomycetaceae
Source: the annotation of a GenBank genome assembly
AUGAAAUUAUUAGUUUGGUGGUUAUUUAUAGUACAAGUUAUCAGUUCUGAGAUCUCAGGAGCUAUCAUUUUAUUCCUUGGAGAAUCUCUGAGUUUGAAUUCCAUUCAAACGGAAUUCAAACAGUAUGUAAAAGAUUUGGGAUAUAGUGUUAAACAUGAAUAUGAUACUAUAUUCAAAGGGAUGGCAAUAGAAUUUCCAUAUCCAAUGACAGAAUUUGAUUUUGAUGCUUUAGAAGGAUCUCUCAAACAGUUUAGAUGGAAGGAAUUACAAAAUGAUGGUAUUACUUUGGAUGUUUCUCCAGAUAGUACUGUUGAUAUUAUGAGUUAA